Messenger RNA from Fusarium mangiferae, 792 nucleotides. RefSeq names its product putative MRPL6-mitochondrial ribosomal protein, large subunit. Gene Ontology annotation, cellular component: ribosome; mitochondrial large ribosomal subunit. The record is from RefSeq and is a predicted model, not a curated record. Bases 1 to 792 code for a protein of 263 amino acids. Gene Ontology annotation, molecular function: rRNA binding; structural constituent of ribosome. Gene Ontology annotation, biological process: translation. The transcript is spliced from 3 exons. NCBI's taxonomy places the organism in Eukaryota, Fungi, Ascomycota, Sordariomycetes, Hypocreales, Nectriaceae.
AUGGCCGCCAUGUUUACUCCCAGCCGGGGGAGGGCAAUUGGACGAGCCAUUGCGGCUUCGUCGUCUGGCCCUGUUACCCUCCCUAGCUUCCUGGUGCCAGCAUGGCGAACGACAGCACCCAAGAUCGCAUCUUCCCGAGCCGCCAUUGCCCUCUUCUCCACGACCUCGAAACGACCAUCCAAGCUGGGAAGAACCCCUCUAUCGAUUCCUCCUGGCGUAGAGCUAUCUGUCGGCGAGCCGGUGGCGAGCAAAGACUUGACAUCAUACAAGAAGGUGUACAAGAAAACCAUCACUGUAAAAGGACCUUUGGGAGAGCUUGAGCUCGAAGUUCCGGAAUAUGUACAGGUGACGCAAGAUCCUGAGGCAAAGGUGGUAUCAUUGAAUGUCCAGGACACUGACGCCAAGGACCAAAAGGCCAUGUGGGGAACAACAUGGUCUUACCUAAGGAACUAUAUAAUGGGUGUCUCGGAAGGGCACACGGCCAUUCUCCGUCUGGUCGGUGUUGGUUACAGAGCGAGUGUCGAAGAGCGAGGUGCUAAAGAGGAAUUCCCUGGACAGCGCUUCCUGUGCCUCAAGCUCGGGUUCACUCACCCUGUCGAAGAGGGUAUCCCUCGCGGCGUGACCGUAACAACUCCUGCGCCUACACGUAUCCUGAUUGAGGGAAUUGACCGCGAGACCAUCAUGUCGUUUGCUGGACGAAUUCGCAUGUGGCGUCCUCCGGAGCCUUACAAGGGCAAGGGCGUGUUUAUUAACGACCAGACGAUCAAGCUGAAGCAGAAGAAGAUCAAAUAG